CCCCAGGGAGGAAAUGAGUGGGUGAACAGGACUGUCCUGGGCAAAGGUCAUCAUUGAUGUUUCCAGGGAUUCAUUUGGGCAGGCUGCCAUGGACAGUUGGGCAGGUUGCAUCCUGCACAAGGGUGCCUGGCUAAGGGGGCAAGUGGGGCCUGAAAUAAGCUGUGUCCAAGGGCAGGACGGCGCUCACCCUUCCAGACUGCCCAGAGGUGCUGCUGCUCACCGAGCCCUGCACUCAGUGCCCUGUCUGCCAGAGGGCGUGCUUUCUCCUACAUUUAAAAAAACACUCGAUGUGUGGGAGCCUCAUCCUGUAGCCUCGUGGGCGCUGUCUGCAGGCCCCCAGCCAGCUUCUCAUUUCUCCUUCUCAUCCCUCUUCCUUUUGGGUGCCUCUCCCUUACUCAUUGUCCUGGGACAAGUCCAUAAAUGCUUCCUUUUUGAGGGUCUCUCUGUUGGACACAGACAGGACAGCAGUGUAAGAAAUGCACAUGAUCAAGGUUCUGGAAUCUUCCAGAAUUCUAAGGCAUUGACCCUAAUCCCUGGCUCCAGCCAUCUGUCUGGAAUGCUCCAGGUGGAGUGGGGUGGCUCAGCAAAUUGCCCCCUUUCCCUCAGGACCUGCCCCAUCAGCCCAUUUCUCUCCCCUCCCCUUUCCUAACCUACUCUGAGACCCCACUGAGGCAUCAUCGACUAAGAGCUCAGAGUCAAUGUACCUGGGAACAAGCCUUUAGCAGAAUGCAAAAAUCAGUGAGGUGGGGAUGCUUAGGUGAGGGCCUUCAGAUUUGGGCAACCGAGGCUUCCGUCUGCUUCCAAAUAUUUUGCCACCUGCGGCCCUUGGGGGUGAAAAUUUCUAUUCCCCAAGUUUUUGGUCACUGGGGAGUUGGAAGGGUCUGGAAGGUGUAACACCCAGCUACUCCCUAGCUCCAUUGCCACCCAUAGAGACAGUCUUGGCUGCCUGCGACAAGCAUCAGUGACAUCUGCCAGAGUCUUUCUCCAUCAAGAGCUGGCACUCACGCCUGAGCGAGGCAGACCAGAGGUUUGGGGGUGAAGUGCCCAGGAGCGGUCCUCAGGCAAUGAUAACAGGAAAAGGAAGAUACCUAUCCCAGCUGUUGUGCUGCACUGUCCCCCCAAGGUCCCCCAGGAGCUGGAGCCCCAGCUGCACAAAGGAUCGCCUCCCAGGUGAACUACUCGCACUCAAAUCCCUGUCUCACGGUCUCCUGGGGAAUCCAACCCGAAGAAACCUUGGCCCAAAGGGAGCAGCAGAACCCUGACCAGUCAUGAAGUGGCCGGGCUUGCACCCGAUGUCUUGGAGGGAGCAGGAGCUGAUCCAGAACCGGGCCCACCUCUACAAUCUGCUGCUGCUCAAGAUCAUCCACUUCAACCACUGGGUGUCGGGGCUGGCCCAGGAAGCCCAGGGGUCCUGCAGCCGGCGGGCCCACCCACCCCCAGCGGUCGCAGCCUGCCUCGUGGGCCGGGCUCUCCGGGCCGGGCUGGCCCUGGUUGAGGUCCCCGUGUGGCUGGUGCUGCGGGUGCCCAGGCUGGCUUGGGCAGGUGUGCUGGGCUGCUCCCGGGCCCUGGGCCUUGCCCCGCAGUGGCUGGACACCUGGGAGCAGCUGGGCCUCUCAGCAGCCACCUGGACAGACCUGCUUCUGUCGUGUCUGCACAGCCUGCUGCUGGCAGCCCUGUUGUUGCUGCUGCUGGCCUGGAGGCUGUGCUGGAUGGCCCACCGCCUGGGCCAGCUGCCCGGCAAGGCCCUGCUGGAGAACCGUGUGGUGCUGGAGCUCCUGGCACUGCCGAAGCGUCUGUACUGUCGGGUGGCGAGCCUGGUGGCACUCACCUCCUGGCACCUGGCCUACCUCGUCACCUGGACCACCUGCCUGGCGUCCCACCUGCUGCAGGCUGCCUUUGAGCACACGGUUCAGCUGGCCAAGGCCCAGGAGGCCAAGCCCCCGGAGGCCUCGGGACCCUUGUCCGAGCUCCCUCUCCCUGAGUCCAUGACCCCCGAGGCUGGGGCAGCCCCGCCAGAGCGUGAAACCCUCGGGGAAUAAAUGUAUC
Molecule: messenger RNA, 2046 nt
Organism: Choloepus didactylus (southern two-toed sloth)
Lineage: Eukaryota; Metazoa; Chordata; Mammalia; Pilosa; Megalonychidae
Gene: TMEM270
Product: transmembrane protein 270
Exons: 4
Coding region: 1269-2039 (256 amino acids)
Source: RefSeq, a predicted model, not a curated record